Hyposmocoma kahamanoa is the source of this 1965-nucleotide messenger RNA. RefSeq lists its product as uncharacterized. Lineage: Eukaryota; Metazoa; Arthropoda; Insecta; Lepidoptera; Cosmopterigidae. The coding region runs from base 1 to 1965 and encodes 654 amino acids. The transcript has a single exon. Gene Ontology annotation, biological process: DNA integration. The record is from RefSeq and is a predicted model, not a curated record. Gene Ontology annotation, molecular function: nucleic acid binding.
AUGGAAGUACAUCGGUGCUACAUCAACACUGAGCAUAAUCCUGCAGAUAUUGCAACUAGGCCAGAAACAUGGAUCGAGAAAAAACAUUUAUGGUUCCAUGGACCAGCAUUUCUUGCCGCAGACAAAAGAACGUGGCCGAGAAAUAUGCACCUGGAAGACCACGUCGUGUCUGUUUCAGCAGCGGCGGAGGGUCUGGACGAGGUACAGACACUAAUUCUCGACGAUAGACCUAGUGAAGAAACUGAGAGGACACAGCCAGUGGUACAGAUGAACUCUCAACUACAGGAAAUCAUAGAUUUGCAAUCCAGUCACUUUCCUGAAGAAUUCAAGGGCAAAGAAACACAUCUGACUCGAAACCUAGGAUUGUUUAAAGAUGUAGACGGUAUUCUUCGUUGUAAAGGUCGUUUGAUGCACGCGGACUUAUCAUACGAAACUCAGCAUCCGAUCUUACUACCGAAGGAUUGUGAAUUCACGACAAAGAUAAUAAAAGAUGCUCAUGAAAGCCACUACCAUGUAGGCGUACCACAUACACUGAGUGUAAUACGUCACCGAUAUUGGAUACCUCAAGGUCGAGUACAGGUUCGAAAGGUUAUUCAAAAAUGUCCACAGUGUAUUAAGCACGGCGGAGGCCCAUACCAGCUGCCUAAAACCCCGGCUCUGCCAGUUGAAAGAGUAAAGUAUUCAAGUCCAUUUACAUAUACAGGCGUAGACUACUUUGGCCCAAUGCAUGUUGAAACAAGUAAUGGCAAAGAAAAGAGGUGGAUCUGCUUAUUUACAUGUCUGGUGGUACGAGCCAUUCAUCUGGAGGUAGUACAAGAUAUGAGAGCGGAGGAAUUCCUACUGGCACUUAGGCGAUUUGUGGCUUCCAGAGGAGCCCCUUCACAUAUAAUGUCUGACAACGCGAUGCAGUUUAAAUUGAUGUCUGAAGUCUUGUCAAGUAACUACUGUACACAAAAUAAGAUCUUUUGGAAAUUUAUACCACAAUUAGCACCCUGGCAUGGUGGCGUGUACGAGCGACUUGUAUCGGUGGUGAAACACUGUUUGAAGAGGACAUUGGAGAAGCACCUGUUAAGCGACAACCAGCUGUUGACGGUCCUGAAGGAAGUGGAAGCCGUAGUCAACACAAGACCUCUUACUUAUGUGGGAGCAGACGUGGACUAUGUUUUGAAACCGGCAGACUUUUUAUCGAUGGGUAAAUGUUUAGAGUUAGAUCUGCCUAUUGACCAGUUGACUCCUGCAACCAUUACAAAGGAAACCCUCGUUGAAGGAUGGAGAAGGGGCCAGAAAGUGAUGAAAGAGUUUAAGAACAUGUUUAUUGGGCAAUACCUUCUCAACCUUAGAGAAAAGUAUCAGCACUCGCCCAAACAACCCAGAGUAAUGUCACACAUCAAACCUUGUGUAGGCGAUAUAGUGCAAAUUAAAGGUGAACAGAAAAACCGGAAUCAAUGGAAAGUUGGAAGGAUAUCAGAGUUGAUCAAAGGAUCGGACGGAGAAGUUAGAGUGGCAAGAGUCAGAGUGGAAAAUACUGAUUUCAUUCGCUCUAUUGGUCAUCUCUACCCACUCGAAGCCGAAGUUGUGAGUGAAUAUAAUGGUGCACCUAAUAGUGUAAACCUACCUGAAGUACCUGAAGUUCCUACGGCAGUGGAGCUUGACCAAAUACCUGCCUACCCUCUUCAAGAUCAAGUAGCCAUUGAUGUAGAGCAACUUGGAGGAGUUAUUGAAGAAAUAACUGGAUCACAUCAGGAUCAAAUGAAUGACGUAGGAGAUGAGCUUGUGAAUACAUCCCCAGUAGAUGCUCCUGGUGCAGAACUUUCCAAUCAGGACAAUAACGAUGGUAGACCUGAGUCUUCAGCCGAGGAUGGACCUGAGUCUCCAGCGGAGGAUGGGAGAGUAAGGCGCAACGCAGCUGUACGAGCGAGGGAGAAGAUUGCUGAGUGGACUCGGCAGCUGUUCGCCUUGCUGUAA